This is a messenger RNA of Zingiber officinale, 1082 nucleotides long. RefSeq names its product transcription factor MYB2-like. Gene Ontology annotation, cellular component: nucleus. The record is from RefSeq and is a predicted model, not a curated record. The transcript is spliced from 2 exons. Lineage: Eukaryota; Viridiplantae; Streptophyta; Magnoliopsida; Zingiberales; Zingiberaceae. The coding region runs from base 176 to 916 and encodes 246 amino acids. Gene Ontology annotation, molecular function: sequence-specific DNA binding; DNA-binding transcription factor activity. Gene Ontology annotation, biological process: regulation of DNA-templated transcription.
GGCCACCACUUGGGUUUUUUAAAGGACUGGGGAGUAAUCUUAAUGCUCCCUUUGCCUUGCAACUAAUAUAUAUAUAAGCUAAUUCCCCGCCCGCCUUACUACCAAGUCACUCCGAUCCAAAAUCAAAUUCUCCGAUUCACAUCAUCCUGCAGUUUCCUUGUUAAUUUCUUCAAUCAUGGAGUUCCAAGAGGGGAUCAAUUGUAGCUCCUUCACCGAGGUACAGGGCGAGGAGAUGGACCUGAGGAGGGGGCCGUGGACGGUGGAGGAAGACCUCGUUCUCAUGAAUUAUAUCACUGCUCACGGCGAAGGCCGAUGGAAUUCCUUGGCUCGUUGUGCCGGGCUGAGGCGAACGGGAAAGAGCUGCCGGCUCCGAUGGCUGAACUAUCUCCGCCCCGACGUUCGGCGGGGAAACAUCACGCCGGAGGAGCAACUCCUCAUCCUCGAGCUCCACUCGCGCUGGGGAAACCGGUGGUCGAAGAUCGCGCAGCACCUGCCGGGGCGGACCGACAACGAGAUCAAGAACUACUGGAGGACGCGCGUGCAGAAGCACGCGAAGCAGCUCAAGUGCGACGUCGACAGCAAGAAGUUCAAGGACGUCAUGCGCUACCUGUGGGUGCCCCGCCUCGUCGAGCGCAUCCGCGCCGCCGGCGGCGCCUCUGUUCCGGGGUGGGCGGAGGAACCGGCGCUCGGCGUCGCCAAGCGGAUGAGUCCCUCGGACUCCUUCGGGAUGCAGCUCUCGCCGCCCGAUCCGGUUUCCGACGGAUACGAGGACGGCGGGGUGGCGAAGCGGGCAGAGGACGACCGCAAUUGGUCGGAGUCGGUUUACGAUGACCUGGCGUUGCCGGACUUAGACCAGAACACGUGGACGGACAGUCUAUGGAGUCUUGAAGACAUUUGGUUGCAGGAACAGUUCUAAUGUUAUAUUUUUCUCCUUUUUUUUUAGCAGUAUUUCUCAAAGUUGUAAUCGUCAUUUCCGAAGGGAAGAAAUUAAAGCCAUCUUUGUUUUUUUAUAUAUUCUAAAUGUUUAAAUUACCCAAAAACAAUUAAUGCUAAAACACCUGGAACAGUGGGAACUUAAAAUC